Molecule: messenger RNA, 1239 nt
Organism: Chelonus insularis
Lineage: Eukaryota; Metazoa; Arthropoda; Insecta; Hymenoptera; Braconidae
Product: glycerol-3-phosphate phosphatase-like
Exons: 4
Coding region: 157-1077 (306 amino acids)
Molecular function (GO): phosphatase activity
Source: RefSeq, a predicted model, not a curated record
AUUUAUUUGCAGUAGUAGGAAAAUUUUAAUAUUGAACCUCAGUUUAUUCUUAUAGUGACAAUCUGCACUUUUUUUUUAUUCAGUGGUUUAAUGUCAUUGAUAUCAUUUUGACUUCAAAACUAAAAACUUACUCCAAAAAAGCCACAAUUAAUUAUAAUGAUUAAUCUAAACAAAUCCAAAGAUGACGAACUCGAACAAUUUAUUGAUUCUUUUGACACCGUCAUAACUGAUUGUGAUGGAGUCCUAUGGCAUGAAAAUAAUCCAGUCCCAGGAGCCUCAGAUGUUGUUAAUGCUUUUGUAAAACUAGGAAAAAAAGUAUACUACGUUACAAAUAAUAGUACAAAGACUCGUGAUGAAUUUCAAGAGAAAUGUAAAAAAUUGAAUUUUUAUACAGAUAAUGAUUGUGUUCUCAGUCCAUCUUAUCUACUCCCUAGAUACUUGAAAACAAUAAACUUCAGUAGAAAAGUAUAUUUAAUUGGUUCUUCAGGAAUUGCUAAUGAAUUAACCAAAGCCGGAAUCCCAUUUAUUGGUUUGGGGCCAGAUCCGGUUACAUCACUUGAUUUAUCAUUUUCUGAAUUUAAACCUGAUCCUGAUAUUGGGGCAGUUGUGAUCGGAUUCGAUUUACAUUUCAAUUAUUUAAAAAUAAUGAAGGCAGCUACAUAUUUGAAAAAUAGAGAUGUAUUGUUUAUUGCAACAAAUACAGAUGAGCAAUUUCCUGGAGGAAAUAAUAUCAUCAUUCCUGGUACUGGGAGUUUAGUAAGAUGCGUAGAAACAUGUGCAAAUCGUAAAGCAUUGGUGAUAGGUAAACCAUCGCUACUGAUGUCGGAAGCUUUGAUAGCAAACAACAAAAUAAAUCCAUCACGCACAAUAAUGAUUGGGGAUCGUUGUAACACAGACAUAUUAUUUGGAAAACGAUGUAAUUUUUCUACUCUAUGUGUACUAACUGGUGUCACAACAGCAGAACAAUUAAAUAAUUGGAGCAAUUCUCUGGAUCCAAGAGAAAAAGAGUUGGUUCCCAAUUAUUAUAUAAAAUCAUUAGCUGAUUUACUACCUCACUUACAAAACAAAAUAAAAUAAUUACUCUUAUUUUUUGAUAAAACAGUUAUUAUAAUACAAACAAUACAACAGUAUAUAAUUUGUCAAUUAUGUAGAAUUAUCCUUUAGUACAUGAAUGAGAUAAUGUAUUUUUGUUUAUCAUAAAAAAUUAUUUGUCACAAAAAUGGCCUAAAUAUAGAUAAU